AUGUCAACAACCUUGAAAACGUUAGCUAAUUUAACUCAUAAAUUACGAUUUAGAGGUUCAAUUUCAUAUAAAAAUAAGAAACAAAAUGAAAUUAUCAGGAAAUUAGUCAUUACUAAUAACCUCAAAGCAACUUUUAGAAAAGAUAAAGGGAAUGUAUCCCAUUUAUUUUUUGUUAACAGAAAGGAAGAAAAUAUAAAAUUACAUGAUCUAGUAGUGAUUAAUUCAACGAAUGGUACCUUAGUUAAAGAUAAUGUUUUGAUUUCACUUGUUCAAAAUGAUAGUCUUCAGAUGAGAGAAAUUCAGGUCUGGGAACAUUUUUAUAAUUUAACUUCUCAAGAGUUUUCUGAUAAAAUUGAUAAAUUAAAUAUUACGGACAAUUUAGCUUUUUCAGAUGAAUUUAAAUUAAUGCUUCGUGGAUCUCGUGAUGGGUUUGCGACUAGUAAAUUUUAUGAAAUUUAUGAUAACCAACCUCGUAUUAUAACAAUUGUUAAAAGUGCUGUUAUUAGUGGUUAUGGUAAAACCAGAGAGAGUUUUCUAUUCUCCUUUAAAAAUUGUGUUAGUAUUGAUAAUUAUAUUUUAAGUCGUGUAAAGAAUGAAAAUAAUGCUAUAUGGAAUAGUUGCUAUUACGGUCCAUAUUUUGGCAGUUAUGACUUUGCUUUAUAUGGAAACGAUUUUUAUAAUGAAAGUUAUUGUAGAAAAAGUGCUUAUGAAGACCCAAUCAGAAAAACUGAAGAUACGUUUUCUAUUGAAGAAUAUAAAGUAUUUCAAAUUAUAAAAAAUUAG
This is a messenger RNA of Rhizophagus irregularis DAOM 181602=DAOM 197198, 783 nucleotides long. NCBI's taxonomy places the organism in Eukaryota, Fungi, Glomeromycota, Glomeromycetes, Glomerales, Glomeraceae. The record is from RefSeq and is a predicted model, not a curated record.